This is a messenger RNA of Coprinopsis cinerea okayama7#130, 705 nucleotides long. RefSeq lists its product as hypothetical. The coding region runs from base 1 to 705 and encodes 234 amino acids. Gene Ontology annotation, cellular component: mitochondrion. NCBI's taxonomy places the organism in Eukaryota, Fungi, Basidiomycota, Agaricomycetes, Agaricales, Psathyrellaceae. Gene Ontology annotation, biological process: [2Fe-2S] cluster assembly; protein complex oligomerization. The record is from RefSeq and is a predicted model, not a curated record. Gene Ontology annotation, molecular function: ATPase activator activity; protein-folding chaperone binding. The transcript is spliced from 3 exons.
AUGUUCCGCGGUUGUACAGUCUGGGCCGUCGCUGGUCGUCCCCUCACACCGCGCCUCCUGCAUCGCCCUUUGCCAAGACGCGUAUACUUUCAUUCUUCACCGCGGUCCCAACAGUCCAAAUGCCCAGGCUGCGGUCAACCACUUCCUUCCCCUUUACCGGCAUGUAGCAACUGCUGGAAUGUCUUUGCCUUGCCAAAGGACAUUACCCACCACGAGCUACUUGGUCUUCCAUAUGGUCCUAACCCAUUCGUCGUUGACUUGCCUGCGUUGAAGCAACGAUUCCGUGCAGCUCAGUCGGUCUGCCAUCCAGACUCAUGGGCAUCCAAGAACCCCGAAAAACUAGACGUCGCUCAAGCUCUCUCGGCACGCGUAAAUCAUGCGUACCAAACCCUGCUAGAGCCCUUGUCCCGCAUAGAAUAUAUUUUGGAGCAACACCGCCUCCCAUUGUCGGAAACAGAGAAGGUUCAGGAUCCCGAAUUCAUGAUGGAGAUUAUGGAGGCCCGUGAGGCCAUCGAUGAGGCUGAAGACAGAGCACAAGUUGAGGCCAUUUUCGAAGAAAAUACUGGCCGUGUUGCAGAGACCAUCAAGGAACUGGAAAAGCUCGUUGAAGAGGAGGAUUGGCCGGCUGCUAAAUUGGGUGCUAUCAGGCUACGAUACCUUCAAGGCAUCCAGAGGGCAGCGAAGCGCUGGCUGGAUAACCAUUAG